Messenger RNA from Seminavis robusta, 909 nucleotides. NCBI's taxonomy places the organism in Eukaryota, Bacillariophyta, Bacillariophyceae, Naviculales, Naviculaceae. The record is from the annotation of a GenBank genome assembly.
AUGUCUGCACUCAGAGCUCCGCAACAGGCAGAGUCUGCCAUGAAGAGAGAAGAAGAGGUUGAGGUGAGCGAAGACGAGGAGGAGGACAGUGAAACCGAAGAGAGUGAAGAGGAAGCAGAAGGACAACUGAGUUUCGCACGGAUUGGUGUUCGAGUGGUCCAGGAAGAAGAAGAGGAGGAAGAAGAAGAUGGGGACGAAGAAGAUGAGGAGGAGCGGGAAGAUGCGCGCUCGUUGGCACGCGUUGCCUCGUUUCCUUCUGUGAUGGGACCGGACGAUAAAGGUCUCAAACGUGCCACACAAUUGCAAUACUUACGAGAGGAAUACAAUAUUGUUGAAACGUAUGAAUUUGGUCGUCGUUGCAUUCAUCAAGCCAGUUCACUCUUUCCCGAUUACUACCUCUGCUUAUCAUUUAAUCCUCGUGAUGGCAAUUAUGUGUUGGUUGUGGAUAUAACCAAAUUGCCCAUGACUGCCUUUCGGAAAAAUCCCGAUGCCUUGACCACCAAAGUCCGUGAAAUUUUUUUCAUGCUCAACAUUUUGUCGCCCGAUUUUGAGGCCAUUCGACGGGGGACCAUCUGCAUGGCCGAAUGUGAAGGAUACACACUCCAACACGACAUUGGUGUCGGGAUUUGGAGACACAUCUGGGAAAUGGUUGUACCCUAUCCAGUCAAGUUGCAGAAAAUCAAGCACUUUCAUACCAGUGCCAUGUGCAAUGUUGUCGUCAGUAUGGUACGACAGUUCCUACCCCUGUCCAUCAAAGAAAAGUUCGAAAUUGGGUGUAUCUGUGAAGCAGGACGACUGGAUAGGGUCUAUCUCACGCCCAAUAAAGAAGUGGCACGAAAACGGACACUCUCUCGACUCGAAGAUGCACUUCAGCGACGAUACACCAAUGAAGCGUCUUUCAAAUUGUAA